This is a messenger RNA of Cucumis melo (muskmelon), 630 nucleotides long. Its product is annotated as OVARIAN TUMOR DOMAIN-containing deubiquitinating enzyme 4-like. Gene Ontology annotation, biological process: protein deubiquitination. The transcript has 4 exons. Lineage: Eukaryota; Viridiplantae; Streptophyta; Magnoliopsida; Cucurbitales; Cucurbitaceae. The coding region runs from base 1 to 630 and encodes 209 amino acids. Gene Ontology annotation, molecular function: cysteine-type deubiquitinase activity. The record is from RefSeq and is a predicted model, not a curated record.
AUGAUUCACUACCAUGAGCGCAAAGGAGAGGGAUCUUGGAACGUCGCCUGGGACGCUCGCCCGGCUCACUGGCUCUACCAUCCCGAUUCGGCUUGGCUGCUGUUUGGCGUCUGUGCCUGUAUUGCACCUCUUGAUUGGGUGGAUGCAAGUCAUGAGGUUGUAUCCUUAGAUCAGAAGAAGGAAGUGUGUGAAUCGAGCGACUCUGAAUUUAAUCAAAACGAUGAGAGCUCUACUGAUUACAGGGUGACAGAUAUUGUGGAAAAUUUGCGUGUGCUAGCAGAUGGUCGGUGCCUGUUUAGGGCAAUCGCUCAUGGAGCUUGUUUGAGAAGUGGGGAAGAAGCUCCUGAUGAUGAUCGUCAAAGAGAGCUCGCUGAUGAAUUAAGGGCUAAGGUCGUGGAUGAGCUUUUAAAGAGGCGGAAGGAAACAGUAAGUUUUUCUGAUGCACAUUAUACGGAUUUAAUAUAUUUGGUUGGAUUAAAAAAUGAGUGGUAUAUUGAAGGAGAUUUUGAUGUGUAUGUGAUGAGAAUUCAGCAACCUUUCGUGUGGGGUGGAGAACCUGAGUUACUUAUGGUAUCUCACGUUCUGAAGCAAGUUUUUAUUUAUAUUGCUAGCCACUAUUUUGUCUCAUGA